AUGACGCGGCAUCUCCCUACUAUCCUCAUCCAUCCCUUCAAGGCGUUUCGCCAGUCGCCCUGGGCAUCUCCGCCCGCCAUUCCACCCCGAAUUAACCCGUCCUUGCUGGUUGAAGAGGAAAACUCUCCCUACUAUGAGGCAGCCUAUUUUUAUCCGGUGCGGAUCGGUGAAAUCCUGAAUGAUAGAUAUCAAAUUGCGACCAAGCUUGGCCAUGGAAGCAGAUCGAGUGUGUGGCUUGCAAGGGACCUUAACCAGUGGCGCUGGUCGAAAGAGCGCUAUGUAGCUCUUAAAAUCAACUCCAAUAAUUCCCAUGCACGGAAAGCUGCUGGUGGCGUUGAGCUGGAGAUUCUACAACAUAUCACGAAAAAAAACCGUCAACAUGAAGGCUGGCAGAUCGUUCGAAAAUUACUUGACUCAUUCUCCGUUCAAGGAAUCUCAGGGAGUCACGUAUGUCUCGUCUUCGAGCCUUUACGGGAGUCGCUGGGAAAGUAUUGCAAACGAUGGCAAGAUGGUGUGAUACCACCGGAGAUUUUCAAGAUAAUCCUCCAAGAAAUCCUCCAGGCGCUUGAUUAUCUCCACACCGAAUGUCAUAUCAUCCAUACUGACUUGAAGCCGGAUAAUAUCAUGGUACGACUGGAAGAUCGUCAGCUCCUGGCCCAGGAUGCUCGAGAUGAGUUUGAAAACCCACUACCCCAGAAGCAUUGCGAUGACGGACGCAUCAUCUAUUUGUCUCGUAAGGACUAUGGGCCGCUGAAGGACAUCCUCAGUCUGGUUGAAGUCGUCGACUUUGACCUCGCAGUCCAAGGUGAUGUUCCACAGGAUGGUUGUAUCCAGGCCGAGGUAUAUCGUGCACCUGAGGUUAUACUUGACAGAGGGUACACGUAUAGUGCUGAUAUAUGGAGCCUGGGAGUUAUGCUAUGGGAUUUUCUAGAAGGACGAACACUGUUUGAAUCAGUUGAUCCCCGCAUCGUUGGAGAAUACGAUGACGAAACGCACCUUGCGUAUAUAACAUCGCUUUUAGGCCCUGCCCCCAAAUAUGUCGUUGGCCGCGGUAAGAGAACAUCGAUGUUCUAUACGGCUGCUGGAACACUCAAAAAUGAAGACCUGGUCCCUAGUAACUUUAGCUUCGAAAGCACCCUCUCCAAGUUUCAUGGGGAAGAGAAGAGGAUGUUUGUUAACUUCGUCGAGCGGAUGAUCAAAUGGAACCCCGACGAGCGAAGUACAGCGAAGGAGCUACUGCAGGAUCCAUGGCUUCAUAACGACUAUCCGCAAACAUGAGGCUUUGUAAGUAUCCUCACUCCUUGACCGCUCACUAUCAGAGCCAGAAAUCUAAAAUCCUGGAAAGGAAUAGAGAGAAG
This is a messenger RNA of Aspergillus wentii DTO 134E9, 1358 nucleotides long. RefSeq lists its product as uncharacterized. Gene Ontology annotation, biological process: spliceosomal complex assembly; regulation of mRNA processing; protein phosphorylation. Bases 1 to 1278 code for a protein of 425 amino acids. The transcript is spliced from 5 exons. Lineage: Eukaryota; Fungi; Ascomycota; Eurotiomycetes; Eurotiales; Aspergillaceae. The record is from RefSeq and is a predicted model, not a curated record. Gene Ontology annotation, molecular function: protein kinase activity; ATP binding.